GUAUAUCACAACAAUGGCGUCACCGGUGCUGUGGCUGCUAUGUUCUUGUGUUCUCUUGCUUCUGAUUGCUCAAGGUUUAGCAGGGAGGGACUUUUACAGUAUUUUGGGUGUGCCACGUAGCGCUAAUUUAAACCAGAUUAAAAAAGCCUACAGAAAGCUUGCCAAAGAGUUGCACCCUGACAAGAACAAGGAAGAUCCCCAUGCACAAGAGAAGUUCCAAGACCUAGGAGCAGCGUACGAAGUUCUCUCAGACGAAGAAAAGCGGAAAACGUACGACCGGCAUGGCGAAGAAGGAUUGAAGCACGAUGCAUUUGGUGGAAGUGACCCAUUUGCAAGUUUCUUUGGAGAUUUUGGCUUCUUUGGUGAUGGACAUAGGAAUGAGCAGCGCGAGAUCCCACGUGGUGCUGAUGUGGUCAUGGACCUUUGGGUCACUUUGGAAGAGCUGUAUCAGGGCAACUUUGUGGAAGUUGUUCGCAACAAGCCAGUAGCGAAACCAGCCAAAGGCACCCGUCGUUGCAACUGUCGCCAGGAGAUGGUUACCCGACAGCUGGGCCCCGGGCGCUUCCAAAUGAUGCAACAGACGGUCUGCGAUGAGUGCCCCAAUGUCAAGUUGGUGAAUGAAGAGAAACUUUUGGAGGUGGAAAUUGAGGCUGGCAUGAAGGAUGGCCAAGAACAAGUCUUUGUGGCAGAAGGUGAACCUCAUAUAGAUGGCGAGCCUGGGGACCUUAAGUUGAAGAUUCGAACUAUGCCGCACCAUGUUUUUGAGAGGAGAGGUGAUGACCUGUACACAAACAUAACUAUUUCACUGACAGAUGCUCUUGUGGGAUUUGAAACUGAAAUAACCCACCUGGAUGGUCACAAGGUACCCAUUACACGUGAGAAAAUUACUUGGCCUGGUGCAAGGCUACGCAAGAAAAAUGAAGGCAUGCCGAAUUAUGAAAACAACAACCAGAAAGGAACAUUGUAUGUGACUUUUGAUGUGGAUUUCCCUAAGGGUGAUCUUAGCACGGAAGACAAGGAAGCCAUCAGGAAAAUACUUAAAGAGGAAAGCAAGACAAAAAUUUAUAAUGGACUGCGGGGAUACUAGUGUGUGCCAGCAGACUGCUAUAGUUGUACAGACUUUUUUUUUUUUCACACCCAUUUUUAUCCCUUCUGUGGAGGGAACUAAGUGGUGGCAAGCCAAGCAUGGUUUUAACAUGCAGUGUGCAAGUGUAUAGACUGUUUGAAACUUUGGCCACAUUAUUUGUAUGUGAGCAUUUUUCUUUUUUAUGGUUUGAGUGUUUGCAUCUAGAGGGGAGAGUUAAAAUAAAUAAAAGCAAACCUUUGACCUGCCAGUUAAAAUUCCUGCCAAGUCAGUGCUGUUCUCUUUUGCAUACUCAAGCUGAUGUAAGUUUCUAACCCUGAACAUUACAAAAAAAAAAAUACACGGGUGAACAGUACUUUUGGCAUUCUGAUACGAGGUAGUGUCAUUAGAAUUGUGUAAGCUGAGUCAGUCAUUUUAAGUUAUUUGCUUGGAUUUUCCUUUGUCAGGCCCAUGCAUGAUUUAAUCUCUCAGUGUCAACUGGUUGUAUUUAUACGAGAGAUAUGUUGAAUAGGAAGAUUUAUUGCCCCUCUUCCAUAUUUUUUACUUUUUUUCUGGCAAAGUUUUAUGCAAUUUAGGGUAUUUAUCGCGUCAUUCAUGGCAUGUUUUUGUGCCAUUUGCAACAGAAAUACAGCAGCUGGAACUCCUUGUGAUGCCAGGUGAAGAGUUCCUGUGACAGCUCUGUGCAGAAAGGGCGUUGUGCUCUUGUUGUACAAUGAAUUUUCGCUAAGUCGCACAACUCGUGUUCAUCACAUUUUUGAGACCAUUGUUUUGUAUUGUUUCACAUGAGUGUUUCAUCACAACUGCAGUGUGUGUUGGAAAAGAGUGAAGAGUAUGUAGUGUGCCUAGGAUUUCCAAGUCAUGUGAAAUAAAUUAUGCUUGUUAUACAGAGGA
Rhipicephalus microplus (southern cattle tick) is the source of this 1975-nucleotide messenger RNA. It is a transcript of the gene shv, whose product is annotated as DnaJ heat shock protein family member shriveled. The record is from RefSeq and is a predicted model, not a curated record. Gene Ontology annotation, cellular component: endoplasmic reticulum. NCBI's taxonomy places the organism in Eukaryota, Metazoa, Arthropoda, Arachnida, Ixodida, Ixodidae. Gene Ontology annotation, biological process: protein maturation; protein folding. Gene Ontology annotation, molecular function: misfolded protein binding.